GGAAGGCUUGCGAUGACGAGCCUCGGGAUUGGUGGAUGCCGUUGUUUGGCAUGGCCCCCUGCCAAGCACUUAUGUCUUUAUAUACUGUAAACAGAUGACCGACCAGUCCCGAGUGUGUCUCUGUGUUCACCCUCUCCUUCUGGCUCUCUCCAUCUUCUCUUUCUUCUCUUCUUCAUCUUUUCUGCAGACCUUUGCUGCAUCUGUACAUCCUCAAGACUUUCUCUCAACAAGAACGGGCAAAAACUACGAACACAUCCUCCUCCAUAAAAACUCUUGAGUCACUUUUUCAAGAAACCGCCAGUCAAGCCUUCAGCUGUUUGCAGUGUCGGCGUGGGAGAAAGAAACCAUGGCUCAGCAGAUGUUGCUCUUGACGGUGGUGUCCGUGUGGCUUUUUGCCGGGUACUUUCUGGCAGAGGCAACAUAUUACAACCACCAUAUAUACAACCGCUACCGUGCGUUAAAUCACCAUGCCAACAUGGACAAUCAGCUUCCUCCAGAGGUACCUGUGGCGAAGGAAGAGGUGGCCCCUCGUCCGGUCAACUUCAGUCGCACCUUUUAUGGGAUCAUGUUUGAUGCUGGCAGCACCGGCACCCGUAUCCAUAUUUACAAGUUCAUUCAAAAAGACCCAGUGGAGCUUCCAGUGCUUGACAAUGAGAUGUACCAUGCCGUGAAGCCUGGACUGUCAGCGUAUGCAGAUAUGCCUGCUAUGGGUGGAGAAACCAUUAGGCAGCUGUUGAAGGUCGCAAAGAAGACGAUUCCCAAAGAGCAAUGGAUACAGACACCUGUGGUUCUGAAAGCAACUGCCGGCUUGCGCCUUCUGCCUCAAGAAAAAGCCAAAGCACUAUUGGAUGAGGUCAAAGAAAUUUUUGACGACUCGCCUUUCUUCGUGCCAAACAACAGCGUCACCAUCAUGAAUGGCACCAAUGAGGGGGUCUUGGCGUGGGUUACAGUAAACUUCCUCACAGGUCACUUGUAUGCUAAAACAAAGAGAACCGUUGGGAUCCUGGAUUUGGGUGGCGGUUCAACUCAGAUUACCUUUCUUCCUAGGUUAAAGAAAACUGUGCUGACUGCUCCCGAAGACUACAUUGCCAGAAUCAACAUGUUCAACAGCACUUUUGAGCUGUAUACUCACAGUUACCUUGGAAAUGGACUAAUUGCUGCACGACUGGCAACUCUUGGUGCUCUUGGUGCUGAUGGUCUUGACUGGAAAGUUUUCAGAAGUUCUUGUUUACCCAAAAAAUUCAGAGAAGACUGGAGCUUUGGUGGACUCACCUACAAAGUCAGUGGAAUCCCAGAUGGUUUUGCAGGGUACAAGUUGUGCUACCAAGAGGUACUGCGGGUGGUGAAAGGGAUUGUGCACCAGCCCUUUGAAGUCAAGGGAAGCAGCAUCUUCUAUGCCUUCUCCUAUUACUAUGAUAGAGCUGUGGAGUCUGGUCUCAUUGAUGGAUCCCGUGGUGGUACUGUGGAAGUCAGGGAUUUUAAAAAGAGAGCCAAAGAAGUGUGCAACAAGAUGACUAAAUAUCGUCCAAUCAGCCCCUUUUUGUGCAUGGACAUGACCUAUAUCACAUGCUUACUGAAGGAAGGAUUUGGGUUCAAGGAUAGCACUGUUCUGCAGCUUACUAAAAAGGUGAAUAAUGUGGAGACAAGCUGGGCACUCGGGGCCAUCUUCGAUCAUUUCCACAAUCUCAACAUUCAUUAAAUCCUGCAGUCUUGCAGUGGAUACCAGCAUGAGGGGGAAACUGACAGAGGUCAAGCACGGGCAAAACUCACCUAAUGAUGCAGCCCUUCUUUGUCCUCCUCCACAACUCUUAAAGUGAGUUUUAGACCUGCCCUGCACUGCAGCCCUGGAUCACAACGCUCUCCCCUCUCAUCAACUAAACACUUACAGAACUGUUCACAAAGAAAUCACUAUAUUUUUGUAAAGAUGGCCAGGCCAGCCUGCUAUUUCUACUGUAUGUUUACAUUUUUUUUCAGUUGUCGUCUCACCUGAGACACUGUCUGUCUGUCUGUCUAAGUUGGCAGUUUUCAAGGUUUCGAUGUUUAAUGCACCCAUUUAAAGCUCUGGAUUCAUGCUGUUGGGCAGGAUAUUGUGCAGUGGGAUACAUGUAAAACAUUGUGUUUGUUAUUGUAGCUUCUGUAGCCUCUUCUACAGUAAUCUGGUAGUAGUAGUGCUUGCACAGUAAUGUAGUGCUCUUUUAGGUUACGGUAAAUUAUACUAAAAUUUCCAUUUGGUGCCCCUAUCUAGCACGUAACACUUUAAUGUAGCUGGUUCAGCUACAGCCAUCUGUAUGUUUUAGAAAGUUGUUUGGGAUCAGCAGCUUAACCUAGGGUUGAUUGGGUAAGUAAGGAGGGAUAAGGAAAAAUCAUACAUGUACAGUCAGUUUACUUCGGUACAUAAUUGCUGUUUUAUGUAUUAAUGAAUAAUGCAUGUAAUUAUGCUUAUAUGUCUGUAUGUUAAGAAAGUCUGCAUAGCGGAGUUGUAGAGCUGAGUUAGAAGCAUAUCAGUCUUGGUGAAAUUCUAUAGGGGCUUUUUUUUUUUUAAACUAAGGUUAAACCAGCCAUGGUUUUUAACACUGAAUGGCAUGUAGUUAAAUACACUUGCACUGCAGCCAUUACAAAUUAUAAAAGUUAUAAAAACGCUUAAUCCUAUAAAUACUUGGAUAAAAUAUAACUCAAAUGACUACUGGUCAAAAGUUAUUAAAGUAGACAUUAAACAUUACUGUAUUCAAAAUGGAGUUAUUUUUAUGCCAACAUGCAAACAGAGUUUAGAGUACCUUGAACCUCAUUUAUGUCGUUAAACUUGGGUUGGUUAUUGUGGAUGGCUCUAUUGUGUAAGUAAUUUUAUGGAGUCAUUGUGUAGAACAGCAUUGAAACGUUACUGCUAUGUGUAUGCAGAAAUGCUCAGGUGUAACUGGGCAGAACUAGGUCAGAUUUUGUGUUAAACGUGACAGGUAUAUACUGCUGACCGAUUUAGGACCAAGUAUCAUGUUAAGUGUCUUUUGUGAAUUAUUGUACAAAUAUUUAUUACAUGAAUACUUGCUAAAUAUGCAGUGUGCCAUUGUUACAUUUCUUGUUAACCCAUCUGCUUUUUUAAAGCUGCUUCAGUAUACCUUUUUAUCUAUUUUACUAUGUCUGUAUAUACACAUCAGUAAUGUACUUUUUUUAAUGUAAUUUUUACCAGUUGUCAUAAAUCAAUGUAUGACAUGAUAUUAUCAUGUACUGCUUUGCCAUUUUAGAGGUAUUCUCAACAGAAAAUGCUAUAAAUAUGCUUUCCAGUUCAAUGUUGUGUAUGAAGUGCUAUUGUACAUGAAUAAAACAUAUUAUAAAAAUUUGUUGUUGAAUAGUUUAACUAAAGGAUAUUUUAAAGAUAAAAUGCACAAACCUACAAACUUCUCGUGAUCCAUUAA
Messenger RNA from Labeo rohita (rohu), 3407 nucleotides. It is a transcript of the gene entpd5a, whose product is annotated as ectonucleoside triphosphate diphosphohydrolase 5a. Gene Ontology annotation, cellular component: membrane. The coding region runs from base 347 to 1699 and encodes 450 amino acids. NCBI's taxonomy places the organism in Eukaryota, Metazoa, Chordata, Actinopteri, Cypriniformes, Cyprinidae. Gene Ontology annotation, molecular function: GDP phosphatase activity; UDP phosphatase activity. Gene Ontology annotation, biological process: nucleoside diphosphate catabolic process. The transcript is spliced from 13 exons. The record is from RefSeq and is a predicted model, not a curated record.